UAGUCCGUACCGGCUGCGCGCCCGGGCCCCGCGCUGAGGACGCGUCGCCGUCCGCCCCCCGCUCGCCCGGGUUGAGGGAAAUCAGCCGCGGGGGCGGGCGAGGUCGCCUGGAGACCCUGCCGGGCCUGCGCCUGCCUGCUCCCCGGGAACGGGGGGGAAGGAGACGCGCCGGCCUGCAAGGGCCUCCUGGGGCCCUAACCCUAACGCCGCGCCUCCAGGGGCCGGCGGGCAGAGGCUCGCGGUCUUCGGCCCGGUGCAGCCUCCCCUGCCGGGAGAACCGGGGCGGGAAGGCGCCGCGCCGGGGACGCGCGUGCUGGGCGUGGGGGACCCCGCCGAGCCCCCGCCGCCGAAGCCGGCCGUGUGGUGUUAGCCUGUAUUUCCCUGAGGGUCGAGGACUGUUUCUCACCUUGAGGAAGCGCCUGUCCCGCUCCUUCCGCCGUGGUAGGUUUCCUCAUUGACUAAGAAUUCUCAGAAUCCUGUGUAUGCUGGACGGAGUCGUUCACCAGACGGGUGCUCGAUAAGUAUCUUCUCCUCCUCUGAGGCUGCCCUUUUCAGCCACGAAUGGUUCCUUUCGUUAAGCAGAACGUCUUAAUUGCAGUGAAGCCCAGUUUGUCCAUCUUUUCGUCCAUACUUUUUGAGUCUUAGUUCAAAAUUCUCUGCCUCUCCCAAUGUCCAGCAGAUACUGUCCUGUUUUCUUUGAGAGCCUCUGUAGUUUUACUUUUCACGUUUAGGUCCACAGUGCAUCAGAUCUGACCCGUGUGGAGUGAGGUAGGAAGGCAGCGGCUCCAACACCUUUUUUCUCCCGUUGGCCGGCCUCACAAGGCGUUUUGUUGAAAACGGGGAUCAAAACGAGGAAUUUCUCAGGACUUGGUUUCUUCCCCCAGAUUAGAUAAAUUCAAAAUAGCAAGACAGUUGACCGAAAAAGCAAUCAAGGAAAAAAAGAUUUUUUCCAUCUAUGGGCACUACCCAGUGAUCCGGGCUGCUCUGCGAAGGAAGGGCUGGGUAGAAAAGAAAUUCCACUUCUUGCCCAAGCUCGUCCCAGAGGCCAAAGAUGGAAGCGAAGGGGUGAUGGACGAUACAUGUGUUGAACUCAAAGAAAACCAAGACAUGACUUUUAAGAGAACGGACGACAUCCACGACGUGAUGUCUAGGUUGGUGAAGAAUGAAAUGCCAUACUUCCUCUGGACUAUUAAAAGGGACGUCGUUGAUUGCCACAGCCUGAACUGCGAGCAGAUGCUGAACCACUACAGGAAGACGGCAUCCUUCACCACCAAGAUCGGGCUGUGCGUGAACAUGCGGAGCCUGCCGUGGUACGUCCAGGCGAACCCUGACACCUUCUUCCCACGCUGCUACGGCCUCUGCGCGGCCGGCGAGGAGCAGGAGUUCCUGGACGACUUCCGGCGCACCCUGGCGUCCAGCAUCCUCAAGUGGGUUGUCAGCCACCAGGACGGCCGCAGGAUCAAGCCCCGGGGCAGGGGGGAGGAGGCCGGCGAGAGCGACCCAAGGCGCAAGAAAGAUCCCGAGGACGCCGAAGUAAAGAUGCUCGUGGACCUCUCGGGGCAGCUCAUCGACAUGGCGUGCAAGGUGUGCCAGGCCUACCUGGGGCGGCUGGAGCAUGAAGACAUCGAUGUCGCCGCGGACGCUGCCAAGGGCCUCAGCGAGGACGAGUGGAAGGACCUGACCCAGCAGUACUACUCCCUCGUUCACGGCGACGCGUUCAUCUCCAGUUCAAAGAACUACUUUUCGCAGUGUCAGGCGCUGCUGAACAGGAUCAGGUCUGUCAACCCGCAGUCGGACAUCGAUGGAAUUCGAAACAUUUGGAUUAUAAAGCCCGCGGCGAAGUCGAGAGGCCGAGACAUCGUGUGCAUGAACCGCGUGGAGGAGAUCCUGGAGCUGGUAGCCGCGGACCACACCUCCAACAAGGACAGCAGGUGGGUGGUGCAGAAGUACAUCGAGACGCCACUGCUCAUCUACGACACCAAGUUCGACAUCAGGCAGUGGUUCCUCGUCACGGACUGGAACCCCCUGACCAUCUGGUUCUACAAGGAGAGUUACCUGCGAUUCUCGACGCAGCGCUUCUCGCUGGACAACCUGGACAGCGCCAUCCACCUGUGCAACAACUCCAUCCAGAAGCACCUGAGGAACGCCAAGGGCCGCAGCCCCCUGCUGCCGUGCCACAACAUGUGGACGAGCACGCGCUUCCAGGAGUACCUGCAGCGGCGGGGCCGCGGCGCCGUGUGGGGCAGCGUCAUCUACCCGGCCAUGAAGCGCGCCAUCGCCGACAGCAUGCGCGUGGCGCAGGACCGCGUGGAGGCCCGCAAGAACAGCUUCGAGCUCUACGGCGCCGACUUCAUCCUGGGCCGGGACUUCAGGCCCUGGCUGAUCGAGAUCAACUCCAGCCCCACCAUGCAGCCCUCCACGCCGGUCACGGCGCAGCUGUGCGCGCAGGUGCAGGAAGACACCGUCAAGGUGGUGCUGGGCCGCAGGCUCCACCGCAACUGCGACACCGGCAACUUCGAGCUCCUGUGGCGCCAGCCCGCCGUGGAGCUGCCGCCCUUCAGCGGGUCCGAGCUCUGCGUGGAAGGCGUCAGCGUGAGGAAAGCAAAGAAGCAAGCGACCCCCGUCUCCAACUUCAACUUUGCAGCCUCGCUCUCAGGCAUUCGGCCACUAAGAGCGAGCUGCGCCUCGGCCAUGCCGGACCCCACCCGAGCACCGCCCAAAGCCGCUCCCCAGCAAGACCCGAAACUGAAGGACGAAAAGGUACUUGCCUGCAGCUUGCCCGGGCCCCUGGCGAGGCCGUCGGGGAGAGGCGCUCAAGCACUGGCCGCCCGCGGAGCGCCUGCCGGGAGGCUGGGCCUCCCCACCUGUCCUCAGCGCGCAGUGGGGGGCCCCGGGCGGCGCCCGCCGCACUCUCGGAGCCCAGCUUCCCGAGCGGCCACCCGCGCGCGCCCCUGCUUCCCAGCGCCAGGCCGGUGGACGGCCCCUCGGGGCCAGGCGCGCCGUGGGCAGGGGCGUCCCCCGCGCGGCCUCCCGAGCUGGGGGCGGACCGUGGCCAACUCAUCGCCCAGCAUCUGCAGCGAGGGCGUCUCGGGGUGGGCUGGCCGCUGGGCGUGGGGUCCCCGGCGCCCCCUGCAGCCAGGCUAAGGGCCGACCCAGCACCCUGCAGGGUCUCAGCCUUCUGGGCUCCCCGCGGGGCCCUGUGCGAGCCGGGGCUCUCGAUAG
Molecule: messenger RNA, 3222 nt
Organism: Choloepus didactylus (southern two-toed sloth)
Lineage: Eukaryota; Metazoa; Chordata; Mammalia; Pilosa; Megalonychidae
Gene: TTLL8
Product: tubulin tyrosine ligase like 8
Exons: 12
Coding region: 1069-3144 (691 amino acids)
Biological process (GO): cilium movement; protein polyglycylation; cilium assembly
Cellular component (GO): cilium
Molecular function (GO): protein-glycine ligase activity, initiating
Source: RefSeq, a predicted model, not a curated record